AUGCUCUACCAUCGAGCGUUCCAGAAUUGUUACAGACAUACUAAACCAAAAGUAAUCUCCUUGUUCAAAUCACAGAACUUUUGUAUAUGUCACCGACAGAAUAUCUUGCCUAACAACUAUAGAACCCCAGUCUUCGCUAUGGACAAAGUUGAUACUACUGAUCGUCUUACUCGAUUGAGGGGACUGAUGCAAUCAUCUAAAAUAGAUAUUUACAUAAUUCCUUCUGAAGAUAGUCAUUCGUCAGAAUACAUAGCUCCAUGCGAUACUAGGAGAAGUUAUAUAACGGGAUUUACGGGGUCCGCCGGAUGUGCAGUCGUGACCCUCCAGAAAGCUGCGUUAGCUACAGAUGGACGAUACUUUAACCAAGCUACAAAACAGCUAGAUUCAAAUUGGCUAUUACUCAAGCAGGGUAUGCAGGGUGUACCAACCUGGCAGGAAUGGACUGCGGAACAGUCAGAAAAUGGAAUGAGAGUUGGGGUAGAUCCAACUCUCAUAACUGCCCCAGAUGCAAGAAAAUUGGCAGAUAAGAUAAAGAAACAAGGUGGCAGCAGCUUAGUGCCUAUUAAAACAAACCUUGUCGACCAGAUCUGGGGCUCUGAAAGGCCAGCGAAGCCAAUGGAGCCCGUAGUUGUUUUGGAUCAACAGUUUACGGGGAAAGAUAUUACAACAAAAUUGAAAGAUCUUCGCACCGAACUAGAGAAGAAAAAGAGUUGUGGUUUUGUUGUCUCUAUGUUGGAUGAAAUAGCCUGGCUAUUUAAUCUAAGAGGUAAUGAUAUUCCUUACAAUCCCGUUUUCUUCUCUUAUGCCUUGAUUACCUUGAAUACGGCUACUUUGUACAUUGAAUCAAGCAAGCUCAAUGAAAAGGCAAAAGAGUAUCUAAAAAAUAAUGGGAUUAAAUUACAGCCUUAUGAAAGCAUAUUUGAAGACUGUCAAGCAUUAGUAUUGUCUAUGUUUGGCGAGGCCAAUAACCAGCCUAGAGUCGAUACGAAAAAAAUUCUUAUAUCAACCAAGACAUCAUGGGCAUUGAAGGUUGCUUUAGGAGGUGAGUCAAACGUCGAAGAAAUUCGAAGUCCAAUUGGAGAUGCAAAGGCCAUAAAAAAUGAGACCGAGAUGGCCGGCAUGCGAGCUUGUCAUGUACGCGAUGGCGCAGCACUUAUCGAAUACUUCUCUUGGCUAGAACAAAAACUCUUGGUAGAAAAUGCUACAAUUGAUGAAGUAACAGCUGCCGAUAAACUAGAGGAGUUAAGAUCUAAGCAAAAAUACCAUGUCGGACUCUCUUUUGAUACUAUUUCAGCAACUGGACCUAAUGCUGCAGUCAUACAUUACUCACCUGAACGAGGGAACUGUUCGAUAAUUGAUCCCAAAGCCGUUUACCUCUGUGAUUCAGGUGCACAGUAUCUAGAUGGAACCACAGAUACAACUCGAACUAUACAUUUUAUGGAGCCUAGUGAGAUGGAGAAAAAAGCAUUCACACUCGUACUUAAAGGUAAUAUUGCACUUGACACAGCAAUCUUCCCCAAAGGUACCACAGGAUUUUCACUUGACACACUUGCGCGUCAAUUCUUAUGGGAAGAGGGCCUGGACUAUCGCCAUGGUACCGGGCAUGGGGUGGGCUCCUAUCUCAAUGUGCACGAAGGCCCUAUUGGGAUUGGUACCCGUAUUCAGUUCUCCGAAGUCCCACUUUCAGCUGGAAAUGUAAUUUCAAACGAACCUGGCUAUUAUGAAGACGGUGUAUUUGGUAUUCGGACUGAGAAUAUAGUAAUUGUCAAGGAAAUCCCAACAAAUCAUCAGUUUGGUGAAAAGCCAUAUCUUGGUUUUGAGCAUGUCACCAUGGUCCCUUACUGUCGGCGACUGAUUGAUGAAAAUUUACUCUCGCGCAAGGAGCGACAGUGGUUGAAUAAGUAUCAUGAGAUUAUUUGGGAUGCUACUGAGAAUUACUUUGAGGAAGGAAGUACUGCAAAGCAAUGGCUUAAGCGAGAGACAAUGCCGAUAUAA
Messenger RNA from Blumeria graminis f. sp. triticale, 1995 nucleotides. The record is from the annotation of a GenBank genome assembly. Lineage: Eukaryota; Fungi; Ascomycota; Leotiomycetes; Helotiales; Erysiphaceae.